AUGACCAAAUUUUGGCUGAGCCUUGCAGACUUCGUCUGUAUGGAGAUACAAGGAUUCCCAUUUACGUAUAAAGAUUAUACUACCGUAUCGGAAGAUGAAGGAAUUGAUACAACCGUCGCAGCCGAUAAAACAGUUAACCGGCCAUCUCCUAAUACCGAUACGUUUGAGGAAACAAUCGUGGAUCCUUUACACUCAAUACCACAGAACUCUUUGAGACAGAUGUUGAAGUUGCCGAAAUAUGUUGAACAAAUUAUGUGGUAUUCUUUCAGCGUCUGCGUGGAUGCGUUAUUAUUCGAACUGACUUUGAUGCCCGUGCAGGCUGUUGGCACGAUUAUGUAUGUCAGUCAAAGGUGGAUGAUGUGGCUAACAACCUUUUACAAAAAGGACCUCACAGACUUAUCUGUAUCUGAAUCCGGUGAUACGGCGCCGUUAGAUAAAAAAUUUAUGGGUAGUUGUGAUUGCACUGGUGGUUAUGGCGAUCCAACUGCCAGUUGUAGAUAUCGCCCAAAAAGAUGGAAUACAAAAGGUGGGUUUGGCGAUUUAUGUCGCAUGCAAUGCGCUGAUAUUACAGACUCAAUCGUUAACGAUAACAUGGAAACCGAUAUAUUAAGAUGUGUUGAUGGGACAGAAAAGCAGGCAUCUGACCAAAAAAGUCAAACUGAGGCCGACGUGUUACCCGAAAAUAAUUAUCUCCGUAAUGCUUAUGAAAUAUUAUACGGAUGUUUUAAAAAUUGCAAGAGAGGUGCAUCAUCGUUGUUUAAAGUUAAAAAGGUCACUACUAUGGAUGAUACAAAUCUGCUGAGUAACAAGGAUGUAUUGCUUAUUAAUCCAAACGAAGCGUGUGGUGCGGCGCGAUUCAUGGCUCUUGUGAUGGCUGUUAUUAUUCUUUCGCGUAUAGAUACUUCUCGAGUAUAUCACAAUAUACGAGGGCAACCCUUUUUUAAACUCUAUGUAAUAUUCAACAUGCUGGAAAUAUGCGAACGACUAUGCAGGUCAUUCGGCAGGGAUUGCACCGACAACCUUAUGCGAGCCGCUAUCAAAUUGUACAAAACAAGUACAAAUUUUGAUUCGCGUAUAACGGCCAUUUUGAAUGUAGAGCAGCUACAAAAGAAGACUGAUGAUCUUAAACAAAACACGAAUGGUCAAAGUUUUGCAAGCGCAGUUAUCACAAACGCAUCUACCCGUUUUGGAAGCCAGAUGGGCAUAUCAUAUAACGAUGAAACUGAACAACCAACGCAUAACUCCGUAGUUUCAUGUGAACUGCGUACACAUGAGUCGAAAAUGGAAGCACACGGCACCGUGCCACCAUCGUCUCCCAUACAUUUCGGCAGGGUUGCACAGACACGCGAAUUAAUAGAACCCGUUGCUUGCAAAACUACCGGUGUUAUAUCAUCACCGCAUCCGGAUGCAAAGUUAACUAAGAAUUGGCACCAUUAUCCAAAUGAGCUCUUGGAACCGUCCAUGGAUACCUUACCGGAUUCAGUAACUCAUGACGCAUCCAAAGAUCGACAACAAUGGAGAAGUCUUCUCAUGGAAUUUUCUAUGUGCUAUCUGUUAGUGAUUGUGUACAUAAUGUUUCACACUUUCAUGCACCUAGUAAGGAUGCUUAGCCUUAAUAUCGCAAUAAAUUCCUCGGAUUCGGCGAUGUUCCUUCUUAUGGUCACCAAUAAUUUCGCAGAAAUCAAGUCUACAGUGUUCAAAAAAUACAAUGAAGUGUCUCUCUUUACCAUAGUGGCGACCGAUUCAGUAGAACGUUUUCACCUCUGUUUUGAUGCGAUGAUGGUUUUCUUCAAAAUGUCAACUGUGCGGAGCCCGGUGAAUUCAUAUUUCACGGUGUCACGUUGGCUGACUAAGAUGUUCGUCUUAGAAGUUUUGAUCGAUUAUUUUAAGCACGGUUUCUUGUUAAAAUUUAACAGAAUUAACGGGCAAAUAUUCAAGAGGUACACUGAAGUUUUGAUGGGUGAUGUUGUCUUGUCACGUUGCUGGCGCAUCAAACAACAAUUGGUCAAUUUCAACUUCCGAGUUACAUGCAAGGGAACGUAUUCCUUCUCGCAUAUACCAUCACGGAGGCUAGGUUUCAUGCCAUCACCAAUAGUAACCCUCAUUGUUUGCAACAUCCCAUAUAUAAGAAACAUGCUCACGUUCUGGCGUUUCUUAGGGGCUGUUUUUAUUUGGUUGACACUAUUCUUUGCGAAAAUCGUGUCCUCCAUCUUGCUAGUGGCACACGGUAUAAGAAAACGUAAAAAUCUUUUACGCCUCAAGUCGCCAAUGGACAAGAUCGGGGCUCUGUAG
Messenger RNA from Babesia bigemina, 2292 nucleotides. Its product is annotated as eukaryotic membrane protein, putative. Bases 1 to 2292 code for a protein of 763 amino acids. Gene Ontology annotation, cellular component: endoplasmic reticulum membrane. The record is from RefSeq and is a predicted model, not a curated record. Gene Ontology annotation, biological process: maintenance of protein localization in endoplasmic reticulum. The transcript has 3 exons. NCBI's taxonomy places the organism in Eukaryota, Apicomplexa, Aconoidasida, Piroplasmida, Babesiidae.